ACGGAUGACAUCGACUCCAUCAUAGCUCGAGUUUUUGAUUUCCAAUUUCAGAAGAUGGGCUCGUUCCGAAAGCCUCGGCCACGUUUCAUGAGCUCCCCAGUGCUGAGCGAUUUGCCACGAUUCUUGGCAGCUCGGCAAUCUCUACAGUUCAGAUCAAACUCUGCCUGGAACAGCGUUCAAACAGCAGUGAUCAAUGUCUUCAAAGGGGGAGGCUUGCAAAACAAUGAACUCUACAUCCUCAACGAAAAUGUCAGGCAGUUGUUGAAGAGUGAGCUUGGAUCCUUCAUCACAGACUAUUUUCAGAACCAACUUCUUGCAAAAGGUUUGCUAUACAUAGAAGAAAAAGUUAAGUUUUGUGAAGGAGAAGAUCGUAUCCAUGUAUUAUCUGAAACUUGGGAUCACUUCUUCACAGAAAUUCUUCCUACACUACAGGCUAUAUUUUACCCUGUUCAGGGUCAAGAAUUGACAAUUCGUCAGAUUUCUUUGCUUGGCUUCCGAGACUUGGUCUUAUUAAGAGUAAAGUUGGAUGAGAUUCUUCCUCUGGUCCAAAGUAACCUUCCACCCUCCAUUAUCCAGAUGCUGCUGAUUUUACAGGGAGUCCAUGAACCUACAGGUCCCACUAAGGCAUUUAUACAACUAGAAGAACUUGUAAAACUGGUAGUUUCCCCAUACCUUGGUUUGUGUGAAGAACAUUGCUUCCCUGGCAGUACCUGUGCCCUGGAGAGGCGGUAUUACAGAUCUCGUUACAAACCCAAUGGACUAAGCAUCUCUUCUCACACAGUGGCAACCCGACAAGUCAGUGAGACCGCCUUGACACCCUUGACUGAACAGGAAGGCGAGGCUUACCUUGAGAAGUGUGGGAGCAUCCGCCGGCAUACUGUUGCCAAUGCUCAUUCUGAUAUCCAGCUGUUGGCCAUGGCUUCCAUUAUGCACUCAGGCAUGCUAGCAGAAGAACCAGACAAUGGCGACCAAUGUCUCCUUUUACAACCCAGUUUGAACCACAGACAGUUUUCUAGUGAGCCCAGCAUAGCAGAUGGACCAGAAGAACUGGCCACGCAAGAUAUGGAGGGGACUGCAGAACUGAAUUGCACAUCUGUCUGUUGAAACAGAGGAAAAGAACACUCCUGCACAGCAGAGGAAGCCGAUGUUACUUUUCAUGCUGCUUAGAUCAAGAAUUAGAUCUACAGGGCACAUCCUGGAGCUGAUUGUGUUCUUAGGCUCUAAUAUUAUGAGGGUCCUUUCUGUGGAUUACAAAGGUACAAAGUUGUUUCAGCUGAAACAUUCCAAUGUUGUCCCAGAGCAAUGGUUUCUCAGAGUUUGUUUUUCCAGCUAGGUUUUUGUACCCUCAGCUGCAUUCAGUUUUUGUCUUAUCCGGAGGGUGAACACAGUAAUCCAAGUUUUAUUCUGCCUUGCAGAUUGGGAAGAGGAACUCCACUGUUAGGGACAGGCAGUUAUUCUCAAUUGCGAUGUCUUAUGAAAAAUACAAGGAAGCCAGUUGUAAAAUCUUCAAGGUUGUUGCAGUGGUACAUUCCUUUGUAGGGCAAUGAAUCGUGUUCAUUAUAAUAUGGUAUACACCUAAACUAUAAAAAUAGGGGCAGUAAAACCUCUUCCACUCUCUAUCAUCAGAGCUACUCAGAGCAACAUAUUCUAUUCUGGGUGAAUAAAAUAAAAUGAAAGCAGUAGCCUAAAACAAAAAGGGCAUUGGUCCUUACCUGAGAGCCUCCUUUUGCCUGCCUCCUGGGGAGAGCAUCAGUGAGAGUUGGCUCUGAGCUGGAGGUGUCUGAUCAGAGGGCAGAGUAGAAGAAGAAGCCUUUUUACUGGCUGCCUUCUUAUGAAUUCUCUCUAAGGUUUUGUCCUUCUGUUUCUCAUAUCGUGAACUGGGCUUGGAAGACUUUUUUAAAAAAAAUUUCUCCUUAACUGAGGCUUGUGCUGUCUUUUUGCUAGCCCUGGCUGCUUCCCUGCUAUCAGAAGUAGAAGGCUGGGAGGAGGAAUGAGGCACUGAGACUGCUUCAGGUGUGAUACUUGAGCCUCCCCAGGCAACUCAGGAGCCGGUAUGGAGUUUUAUGCACUAAAUACAGCCUCCAUGUUGCCAACUGACAGCAACUGACAGGCAUUCAAAAUGGCGAUUCGCGCCUUUUUCAACUGUCAUGAAGCCCGCGCUAGACAACAAGGAUAAAUUCGCCCUGUGGCUCAGUCACACUAGCGGCGUUCCAACGCAACUCUUACAAUUUCAGUUUUCCUCAAGAACUCCUUCUGGGUCACUCCGUGGCAGCGUUUUGUAUUUAUAUAAUCACAGCUGCCACGGUUCGCUGCUCAACUGUUUGAGCAGGGAGCCAAAUUGUUUCUUCUCGCUUCCGAAGAUAGGCGUUUAGAGAGGGAAGCUGAAGCUGACAGCCAGCCCGCUGUUUCAAACUGCGGGAAGCCGUUUAUCGCCGUUUUGAGUCGCUCUAGUUGCAGCGACAGUCUAUGCACCCUGACUGGGUUUAGAGGCUCAGACCCCUCCAAAAUCACUGUCCCGUGAGGGGCUUUGAUACUGGGGUCACUUUCUGGCACUCCCUAUCAUUUACUCACAACACCUUAAUUUUCAAUCCACCUUAAUUUUCAAUCCAUAUCCGAUGGUCUUUUAAGACUGGAGAAAGCAAUGACGCAGCCGCCCUCAUCGAGGGACUGAGUUUAAAACUGGGUCUACCUAGCAGGGGCGUGGUUUAUCAACGUUAUCAGACCCAGUCCUCGCGAUGAGUGGAUGAAGGUUAAUCCAGUAUGGAUGCUGCCUCCACCACCAGGCAGAACUACCGUAGCUAGCAUAUUGUUUUGAUGUUUUGAUUGCAAUACAUCUCAGGAAUUACUCAAAUUAUUUUCAGUAAACUACCAAAAGCAUUUUUAGGAAGGUAUAUGACUGUUUGCCAAAAACAUAAUACCAGUGCUGAGUUGGUAAGCUUGCAAUAGUGAUUUUGAGCUACUAGCUCUGUGAUGGCAUGCGUGCCGGAAGAAGCAUGCAGAGCCAUCUCUCUGGGCCCAUGAGCCAUCGCCCACUGCUCUUCCGGGUUCCAGCGUGCUGGCCAGUUGGUCUUCUCACAUGCGGGAGUGCCGGAAGAGCAGCCGCCCGGGGCACAUGCAUGCAUCGGGAAGAUGAUCAUCUGGUUUCUGGCAUGUGCAUGCAUACUGGCCACCUGGUUUUUUUGCACGCAUGCAUGCCGGAAAUUAGAAAACCAAUUGGUCGGUGUGCAUGCAUGCGCAGGAAACCAUAAGAUCAACUUUACCAGGUGGCUGCUCUUUCGGUUUCUAACAUGCACAUGUGCAUGCAUGCCCAUUUUGGCACUCGGUGCUAAAAAGGUUCACCAACGCUGUACUAGCUUCUAUAAAAUAGGGGUUGCUGGGUUUAAGACUGAAUAUUUUGGAAAUAGCUUUUAUUGAUAUCAACAAUGAAAGAAAGGGUGCAUUUACAUUAGUGGGUAAUAGCAGACAACCCCUUUGGCUGGUGGGAAUAGCCUUUAUUGGAAAAAUUCCACGGCUAUUCCCUGGAACAGGGAAUAUCCACAACUUCUGUAAUGACUGACUGCUGCAAAUAUCAGGAUCAAGUGAGAUGAGUUUUUUUGAAACUGGUAUAGUGAUUUCUGGAAAUAUUUCCAUACAUCUUUGGUAGCCAACCCAUUCUUUAACAAACAAAAUAGAAAAAGAAUGUUUUAAGUUUUGUGGCUAAUUGCCUUCCUCCUGCAGGUCUCUUGAUAUUGAUGGGGCAGUGGCCUUUAGUAUCUAGAAUUGAUAGGUUUUUUUGUUUUGUUUUAAAUGCAGUUUCCUAAUAUAACUUUCAUAUGUAUAAUGCUUAUUUGGCAGUGGCUCCCUUUUGAUGGAAGACAUACAUAAUGCAAAGAGAAGGCAAAUUUCUUCAUAUAGCUGCAGAUAAAGAAGUGCCAUUGGGUGUCUUAGCACAAUCCAAUCAUAACUUAUUUAGUUGUUUA
Molecule: messenger RNA, 3959 nt
Organism: Thamnophis elegans (Western terrestrial garter snake)
Lineage: Eukaryota; Metazoa; Chordata; Lepidosauria; Squamata; Natricidae
Gene: PRR5L
Product: proline rich 5 like
Exons: 8
Biological process (GO): TORC2 signaling
Cellular component (GO): TORC2 complex
Source: RefSeq, a predicted model, not a curated record